AAUGAUAACGAAAAUUCGAGCUCGACUGACUAGAGCAAAGUCUAAAUUUCAGUUUUAGAUAUUACUACGACCCCCCUUGGCUUAUUACGUGAUUAAAAAUGCAAUCAAUGAGAGAUAAAAUAUCUGAUAAUGUAUGAAAUAUCCAUUAUUGGUACGAACAAUAAAUGAAUAUUAUUUGUUAAAAUGGCUGCCGUAAUUAAGACCUCUCACCGGUUGUGUUUCUUGGGCACCAAAUUGUCCUCUUCCAUCAGAAGCUUUUCGUUGAGUAGUAAUAGUUUAGCUGCGAAAUAUUUCACAAAAAAGCACGAAUGGGUGUCAGUCGACCAAAAUAUAGGAACAGUUGGGAUAUCAGACUAUGCUCAAAAAGCUUUGGGAGAUGUUGUAUACGUUCAGUUACCUGAUAUUGGAGCUACAGUAACUACUUCAGAGGAAUGCGGUGCUUUGGAAAGCGUCAAAGCUGCCAGCGAAUUAUACUCGCCAGUUAGUGGUGAAGUUACUGAAGUCAAUGAGCUAUUGGAGAACAAGCCGGAACUUGUGAAUAAAUCGUGUUAUAAUGAUGGGUGGUUAUUCAAAUUAAAACUGAAAGAUAUCAAAGAAUUAGAUAGUUUGAUGUUAGAACAAGAUUACGAAAAAUUUUUAAAAACAGAAUCAUCAGACUGAUGUUUUUUUUUUUGUUAAACAUUUGUUAAAUUUACAUUUGUUAUAAUAAAUACGAAAAUGCUCUAUAAA
Molecule: messenger RNA, 729 nt
Organism: Planococcus citri (citrus mealybug)
Lineage: Eukaryota; Metazoa; Arthropoda; Insecta; Hemiptera; Pseudococcidae
Gene: ppl
Product: pumpless
Exons: 5
Coding region: 184-660 (158 amino acids)
Biological process (GO): protein lipoylation; glycine decarboxylation via glycine cleavage system
Cellular component (GO): glycine cleavage complex; mitochondrion; cytoplasm
Source: RefSeq, a predicted model, not a curated record